AUAAAUAAAAUAGACUUUUUUGUACAGAGAAACAUCAUCUCUGACCUUUGCGUGCAUCGGCACCUAAUAUACAGACAGACAAAAAUGGCUAUCAGGGACGGCGUUCGCUCUUCCUUUGUUAUCUAUGUGGCUUUGUUCUUAUUGGGCUGUCAAGAUUCUGUAAAGGGACACUUCCUGUCUACUUCGAAACCCGAUCGCCAUGACGCUGCUGCCAGUGCUCGUUGGCUGGUAUCACAGAAUUCUUGGGGGGUUUUGAACACCCUAUCAAGUGAUUUGGGUGGCACACCCUUUGGGAAUGUUGUUUCUUUUAGUGAUGGACCAUAUGAUAAAGGCACUGGCAUUCCUUACUUCUAUUUGACAACUCUUGAUCCAACUGCGAGGAAUGCACUAAAAGAUCAGAGGUCAUCAUUCACUAUCAGUGAGUAUCCUUUAGGAACUUGUGGCAAGAGAGACCCUAUGAAUCCCGCUUGUGCGAAGAUUACAUUAACAGGAAAGUUGAAGGAACUUGAGGAAAACUCCAAAGAAGCAGAAUUGGCACGGAAUGCCUUGUUUACAAAGCAUCCAGAGAUGAAGGGCUGGCCUAAGAAACACAACUUCCAGUUUUUCGAAUUGGAGAUUGAAGAUAUAUUUUUGAUCAAUUGGUUUGGUGGCCCGAAGGCUCUCACGGUGGAGCAGUACCUGCAUCAUAGAAAGGACAAGUCCAACUCUAUUCAGUGGAUGCCCUACUGAUCUUCGUUCCUUCGCUGCUUCUUCGGUACCAGUCUUCUGUGUAUGUUGUGUUCAAGCAAGGCAUCAGGGAUACCAUGAAGCAAUUGUUUAUAUAAUGUUUUAUUGUUCCCACCACACUCCAACCAGUGUUGAAAAAUAAUGAUGGAUAGCAAAUUGAUUCAAAAUGUAUCUGAUUAUUAUGACUUGUACCAUAUAAUAAUGGUUAUGGACAAUAGUGAUUGAUGUAUGUAUGUUCUUAAAGUCAGUGAAAUGCAAUAUGAUAAUGUGUUUUUCUUU
Messenger RNA from Tripterygium wilfordii, 1005 nucleotides. RefSeq names its product protein CREG1-like. NCBI's taxonomy places the organism in Eukaryota, Viridiplantae, Streptophyta, Magnoliopsida, Celastrales, Celastraceae. Bases 85 to 729 code for a protein of 214 amino acids. The transcript has 6 exons. The record is from RefSeq and is a predicted model, not a curated record.